Messenger RNA from Verticillium dahliae VdLs.17, 1671 nucleotides. RefSeq names its product vacuolar basic amino acid transporter 2. The transcript has 5 exons. Gene Ontology annotation, molecular function: basic amino acid transmembrane transporter activity. Bases 1 to 1671 code for a protein of 556 amino acids. Gene Ontology annotation, cellular component: fungal-type vacuole membrane. Gene Ontology annotation, biological process: basic amino acid transport; transmembrane transport. Lineage: Eukaryota; Fungi; Ascomycota; Sordariomycetes; Glomerellales; Plectosphaerellaceae. The record is from RefSeq and is a predicted model, not a curated record.
AUGAGGUCUACUCAUCUUCGCUUGCCAGACGAGGAAGACACUCUGGAGUCGCAACAUGAUAUUCCUCCUGGGGCAGCUACCGGCGAGGCGGCAGAGGACUCAGAAACGACACUCGCCCCUCGUGAAGACCAGCCACUGCUUCAAUCACCAGACGCAGAUGUUGGUGAUUCUUGGACCCCACCGUCAGGCUUCGGAUGGAUAGAGCUUGCCAUCAUGUCCAACGUUUUCUUAUAUGGUUUUGACGGAACGAUCACCGCGGCCACAUACGCCAUCAUCAGUUCCGAAUUUGAUGCGGCCAACACCGCAUCUUGGCUCACCACUUCGUACCUGGUGACGAGCACCGCGUUUCAGCCACUCUACGGACGAUUUUCCGAUAUAUUUGGAAGAAGAGUUUGCUUUUUCGUCAGCACCAUCACUUUUGGGCUUGGCUGUCUCGGUUGUGGAUUGGCAAAUCACAUCGUUGUUCUCAACUGCAUGCGGGCACUGACAGGAUUUGCAACAAUCGUCAAUUCCGAUAUGAUCCCCUUUCGCAAGAGAGGCAUGUACCAGGCCAUGCAAAACGGCAUGUUUGGAUUUGGCGCAGUAGCAGGCGCCUCAUUUGGCGGCUCUAUCGCAGACUACAUUGGUUGGCGUUGGUGCUUCCUCCUACAGGUUCCCAUUUCGCUCAUGGCGCUUGUCCUGGGCGCAUUCGUGAUCAAGAACCCCGAAGGUGGGUUCGAUAUCGAUACAAAGGACUUGCGGGCCGUUUGGACUCACGUUGAUGUUUCGGGAGCACUUCUCCUGGUAACUGCCGUGUCCGUCCAACUCAUCGGCCUCAGUCUGGGCGGUAAUGAGUUACCUUGGGGUAGCCCAGUAGUCAUUGGGACUCUUGUUGGCAGUGCCUUGUUGCUUGCCCUAUUCUUUUUGGUUGAGUCAAGGACACGAGCAAUCCCCGUCAUCCCGUUGCGCAUGCUGAAGGGCAGGCUUCCUGUCUUGACCCAACUUUCCAACGUCUGCGCUGGCUUUGCUGCAUAUGCGUAUCUGUUCAUGCUUCCCCUGUUCUUUCAAGUGGUUUUGCUCGAUUCUGCUACGAAAGCAGGGGCCCGGCUGGCGAUCCCGUCUCUCGCCACACCUUUGGGAGGGCUCGUGGCCGGCAUCGUCAUGUCUCGUUGGGGCAAACUGAUCUGGCUUAUCAGGCUGGGUGCGCUCCUUAUGCUCUUCGGAAACGGCCUCGUGACGUCUUUGCAAUUCGAAGAUUCCAAAUGGAAAUACUUGCUGUACAUCUUUCCCGCGAACUUGGGCCAGGGCAUCAUCUACCCUUCGAUCCUCUUCACUACCCUUGCCUCAUUCGACCAUGCAGAUCAUGCCGUCUCGGCCUCGACCGUCUACCUUGUUCGCUCGCUAGGAACGGUUUGGGGAGUUGCUAUCACCUCUGCUAUCGUUCAGACCACCCUGAGUAUCCGGCUUCCCGCAGUUCUUGGUGACAUACCAAACAAAGAACAGCUUAUCGAAGAGAUACGCCAUUCGGUAACAGCGCUCAAGUCAGCGCCAGUCGAAGUCCGACUGCCUGUCCGCCUCGUCUACUACGAAGGUAUCAAGUAUGCAUUCGCCGCAUCUACGGCGGCUGCUGGGAUAUCUUUCGUGGCGGCCCUCUUCGCUCACCCCCGAGGUCUGCGCAGCACUCACAAGUAA